Xyrauchen texanus (razorback sucker) is the source of this 3572-nucleotide messenger RNA. Its product is annotated as neuronal tyrosine-phosphorylated phosphoinositide-3-kinase adapter 1-like. NCBI's taxonomy places the organism in Eukaryota, Metazoa, Chordata, Actinopteri, Cypriniformes, Catostomidae. Gene Ontology annotation, biological process: phosphatidylinositol 3-kinase/protein kinase B signal transduction; neuron projection morphogenesis. The coding region runs from base 181 to 3192 and encodes 1003 amino acids. The transcript is spliced from 7 exons. The record is from RefSeq and is a predicted model, not a curated record.
ACUGUCACCUCCAUCUUUACUCUAUGAAGAUGGCAAUGUCGUCGUCAGCAGACCGGCGUGGAUUUGUUGUUGUCUGAUUUUACUUCUUGUCCCCUGCAAUUCGACUUCACACCGUUUAUGUAACUGAAAGGGGGGCAACUUUAAAAUCCCUCCCCCUGCACCUGCUUGGUCCCCUAUACCAUGAGCUCUGGCUCCGCCCAGGAUGUGGCGGUGGAGAAUUUCCUGCGUGACAUAGAGAGGCGGGGCCAGUGGCUGCACUGUGCUGUUAUUGGCUGUGAGGAGGAGCAUCCCUGUGGUGACAUGAACCUGCUGUACCGCAAAAGUCGACUAGACUGGAGACACAGAGAUCAGGAGGGCAAGAAAAGCUCCAAUUAUAAAGAUGCCUCCUCUGCGACUGUUGGAAAGGUUCGAGAUCUGACGUCAUUUAGGCGUCAUUUCCGAAUGGGGUUUAUGACGAUGCCAGCAUCUCAGGACUUGUCACCCCACUCAUGUACAGCUGCCAUGGCCCCACGUUCCCAGUCCUGCCACGCUGUGGGCACUGGGGAAGGAGAGGAACUGGAAAAUGGCUAUUAUGAGGACUCAGAUCCUCAAAACCAAUCAAAUCCAUCCCGCUGCCCCCCAGCCAAGCCGAAACGCCACCCCAAUACUUGUCUCAGCUCCACACAUCAGCAAGAGCAUCCUUUCCGUGGGGUCCACGCACCACCUGAUACUCCGCCACCUCCACCACCUAAUCACCUAUCCAAACACCAAGAGAAGCGGAAUGCAAUGAAGAAAUCAGAUUCAGGUGAAAUGUCAGGAAGGAAAGUUCCUCCAUUAAAGCCCAAACGGAGUCCAAGCACACAGCUCUCCUUUGACCCCCCACCCCCCCGGGUCCAGAACCCAAACACGCCCCUUCCCUUCCAGAGCUCUGAGUCUUCUCCACAGGGUGAAGGGGGAGAUGAUGAGCCAGUUUACAUUGAGAUGGUGGGCCAGGUGUUUACCAGAGAGACUCACAAUGCUCCCACUCCUCAUCCCCUCACACCCUCUGCCACCACACCCGACUCAGACUCUGACCAGGGAGAAGCCAUCUAUGAAGAGAUGAAGUAUCCACUAACAGACAACGCAGCUCGAGCAGCUCACCGCCGUUUGCCUCUCAAACACGAGCGUAUCAAGUCCUCUAAAGCUUACCACUCUAUUAUUUCAUCUGCCUCUUCCUCCAUCUCCUCCUCACUCCCACGCCCAUCAUCCUCCUCUCCAGCCUGCUCCUCCUCCAAGCCUAAAGCGACUGUCUCCAUCUCUCACUCUUCUCCUCUUCCUUCAUCCUGUUCUUCUGCAUCCUCCACUCCCAUUCCUCAACUCCUCUCCUCCUCACCUCACCCUCCCCGUGCCCCCACACCCUUCUUGUUGCCAGGAGCCAAGCCUGAACACGAGUCCAGCUCCAGUAAGAUUCCAGCACCCUUCCCUAACUUGCUUCAGCACAAGCCCCCUCUUCUGGCAUUUCCCCAGCCAGCUGCUGCCUCCAGUGGGGUUGGGGCUCAGCACAAGUCCAGCUCAGCCAAGAUCAGCAUGCAAUCAGGCUCCAGCCUGCCAGUGUCAACCAGCACCCCCUCCGGCACUUGUUCCAACAGUACUUCCAAAGAGUCCUCUGGAGUCGAGAAGGAAAGGGAAAAGGAGAGGAGGGAAGGACAGCUGGGACCAGCUCCAGGACUCAGAGCCCGCAGUCAUUCCACUCCUCUUCCUCCAUCGUCGAAAUCAUCCUCUCCAUAUUCCAACCACAACCACCACCACCAUCAUCAUCACCCACACCACCGGCCUUCCCACUAUCAUCAUUACCGCAAGCCUGAGAAAGAGACCUUGCCAGCAGGCAAAGGGUCAGGACAUGCUCAGUCCUCCACACAGACUCAAACCCAGUCAAAGUCAGUCAGCUUCCUGCUCAAGUCAGAGAAACCUGAACGAGACAGGGAUAGGGAAAGAGACAGAGAGCGGGACAGAGAGAGGGAUCGUGAUCGAGAACGAGACCUGAGCACACCAUUGUCCAGCCAGUCGGAUACCCUCUCCUCGAACACAUAUACGCACACUUCUCAAACUGGUACUAGCACCACGCCAACCCCGAGUCUACCACAAUCAUCAACAGCAGCCACAGCACCAUGCUCCUCCUCCUCUUCUUCUACCCAGCGUCCCCCAUCUCGUUCUCAUAUGCACCGUUCACACACACCCAACUUGUCUCAUGGCCUUCCUGCUUACAAACCUCCCCCCGCCGACAGCCCCCUGCUCUGGACCUACCCUUCUGCUGGUUUCCGCCGGCCGCCCGCCUACGACAGCCUGCGUGGGGGCUCGCAGUUGCCAUCCUUGCACACAGACCCAACAAAAACUGGAUGUACAACCCAGGCAUUGCAGGCCAAGGCUGGGUUCAUUCCAUGGGAGAAUGCAGCUGGAUUGGAGCUCACCAAUGAACAGGCUUACUGGCCCAUGCACAGAAAAUUAUCAUUCAGUCAUGGGAGCCGAGAUACAGACAAGGAAGAUGGAAGCACGUGGAACGGCAGUACUGACGCUCUCUUGAGGAGAGACAGGGAUGACAUAGCUAUGCGGGGCGGAGGACACUCCGGGAUACCUGUGCGGGCAACAGGGAGACAGAGCGAGAGUUUGGCAGGAGUGGACGGACCCCCAGGGUUGAGAGGACUGAUACGAGCAGGGCUGCCCUUACCCUGCCAAACGUUCCCAGCAUGUCGCAACGGAGAGUUGGGUCGCCUUGGCAGGUCGUCCUCCACAUCUGGAGUGAGGCAUGUCAGGGGUGAUGUUCAAAGACAGAGCAGUCUGCUGGCCAGAGAAGCACUCAACCAGUUCCAUGCACUCUCACAGGUUCAGUCUCAGGCUCCCUGCAGUCCGUCACUGACCCGGCAACAGCAGCACCAGCAGCAGAUUCAGCUUCAGUUCCAGCAGCUGGCUCAGCUUGCCGCACAGGCCCAGGCUUCCAUCAACGCAGGCUCAACCUCCAUAGCCCCAACCCAGCGUGAUGGCAAGCUCCUGGAGGUGAUUGAGAGAAAGCGCUGCCUGUGUAAGGAGAUUAAGGCUCAUCGCAGGCCGGAUAAAAGCUUAUGUAAGCAGGACAGUAUGCCUAUUUUACCCAGCUGGAGGAGAACACCGGAGCCACGCAAGACUGGAACACCACCCUGCCAGAGGCCACAGGCUGUAGUGUGGGACACGGCCAUCUGACCAAGAGAAAGGUUGAAGGAGGUGGGGAAAAAGAAAGACAUAAAAAUUACUGAAAGGAAUACAGUGAAUAAAAAGAUUCUGAGAAGUCGCCUUUGAAUGAAGAGAUUAUACAACGAAUGGAAGGAUGGUGGAGAAGAUAAAGUAAAGGAGAUGGGAAAAAACAAGUAGUGCUGAAUAAUAGCAUGAUUUAGAUUGAAUUUCUCUGUAGAAACUGGAGAGACAUUGUUCACACAGUGUUCAUGUGCCAGAUAGCUGCAGCAGCCUAAACACACACACUUUAAAAACACACACUGGAGAGCCACUUCAGUUUGAGCUCUCUCUGACCUGAUGCGAAUUUAACCUGUGCUGCUGAGUUUACAACCUUUUUGAAACACUGGAAA